AUGUUGAACCUAACAUCGGUUGCCCCGUGGCUGCAGAAUGAGGGCGUGUACGGCCCCGUCACCGCCACCCUCGACUGGUGUGAGCUCAACCACCAGUUUUCGCCGUACAUCGCAGAGAUGGCCAAUACACUGUCGAAUAUCUUCACCGUCGCCCUCGCCGUUCUAGGCUGCGUAGAGGCAAUAAAGGAAGGCCUCCCGACGCGCUAUUCUCUUGGGUACCUGGGCGUCGCUCUUGUUGGCGUGGGUAGCUUCUUCUUCCAUGCCACCCUGCUGUUCGAGGCCCAGCUCGCCGACGAGCUACCUAUGAUCUAUGUCGGCUCAAUGAGCCUUUGGGUCCUCUUCGAUAACAAGCCCGGCUAUGGAUUGCAUUCGACGCGAACAAAGGUUCUAAUAGCCCUGUUGGCGGCAUUUGAUAUACUAUUCACGUGGAGCUACAUGCUGUAUCGAAACCCUGUGUACCACCAGCUCGUGUUCGGCUUCCUCGUCGUUUCUAACACGUUGCGCGUCACGUACAUCCUCCACAAACCUGAAGCUGCAGAGAGGAUUUCUCAGAAAGCCAAAACGACAAUUACCAACUUCUUCUCUACUGGUGCAGCAUUAUUCGUUCUUGGAUUUGUCGUUUGGAACUUGGACAAUAUCUUCUGCCAUAACCUCACUCGAUGGAAAUUGUCUCUUGGAUGGCCAGCUGCUUUCUUCCUUGAAGGACAUGCCUGGUGGCACAUCCUCACUGGGCUUGGAAGCUACUACAUGUUCAUUGGAAUCCAAUACGUGUAA
This is a messenger RNA of Cyclocybe aegerita, 774 nucleotides long. The record is from the annotation of a GenBank genome assembly. Lineage: Eukaryota; Fungi; Basidiomycota; Agaricomycetes; Agaricales; Hemipholiotaceae.